Copidosoma floridanum is the source of this 2902-nucleotide messenger RNA. It is a transcript of the gene UGP, whose product is annotated as UDP-glucose pyrophosphorylase. The record is from RefSeq and is a predicted model, not a curated record. Gene Ontology annotation, molecular function: UTP:glucose-1-phosphate uridylyltransferase activity. Gene Ontology annotation, biological process: UDP-alpha-D-glucose metabolic process. Lineage: Eukaryota; Metazoa; Arthropoda; Insecta; Hymenoptera; Encyrtidae.
GCAAUAACAAAACCCUCGCCAACCUUGGCUACCGCCGCAUGCCUGCUUUACUCUUCCCUCAUUGUUGGAGAUGUUGGUCUCUCGUAAUAUUUCUCUUUGCGUUUGAACGAAGCACAGAGGACAGACAGGUCGUCCCCUAUCAGAGCAAGCAUUUCUUCCUGCUGUUCGCCACUGUAUUUCUGUAAUCUGCUGAAGAGAAAAGGCACUACUGACUUUUUUUUACUUGGAAGUUCACUUUACGUCUAUAUUAAUACUCUUGCAGUCAUUUGGAGUGACAGAGAAGAUGCUCGAGGUCGAUGACAGAAAGGCUCGAGGCCAUCAGCGUAGUCCAUCAGAUACACAAGCUUUCAAAGAGAAAACAAAACGUGAUGCGCUCAUACAUCUUGACACUGAGCUAAGCAAGAUCGGGGGUACGGAUCCUACGUCUGAACUGGAAGCAACUCUUAAUGGCUUCAAACGAUUGUUUGAAAGGUUCCUCGAGGAGGGUGGCGCUCCCCUCGAUUGGGAUCAAAUUCAAAAGCUUCCUGAUGGCGCAAUCAAAGACUAUGAGGAACUCUCAGAUCCCAGUUCGGAAGAAAUAAAACAGCUGUUGAGUAAAUUAGUUGUGAUUAAGUUAAAUGGUGGUCUUGGAACUAGUAUGGGUUGCCACGGUCCGAAGUCCGUCAUUACCGUUCGUAAUGGGCUAACAUUUUUGGACUUGACUGUACAGCAAAUAGAGAAUUUAAAUAAAACUUACGGUUCGAAUGUGCCUUUAGUUUUAAUGAAUUCAUUCAAUACUGAUGACGAUACGCAAAGAGUCAUCAGAAAGUACAAAGGAAUCGACAUUGAGAUCCACACUUUCAACCAAAGCUGUUAUCCUCGCAUUAACAAGGAAUCUCUGUUGCCGAUUGCCAAACAUGGUAACGUGCAUGAAGACAUUGAAUCGUGGUAUCCUCCAGGACACGGUGACUUUUAUGAAAGUUUUAAAAACUCUGGCCUGUUGAAACUUUUAAUAAGUCAAGGACGUCAAUAUUGUUUUAUUUCUAAUAUUGAUAACCUUGGUGCCACAGUAGAUUUCCAAAUUUUGAGAUUUUUAUUAGGUCCAGAGAAAUGUGGGGAAAUAGAAUUUUUGAUGGAAGUCACUGAUAAAACAAGAGCAGACGUUAAAGGUGGUACCCUUAUUCAGUAUGAAAAUAAGCUGCGAUUGCUGGAGAUCGCACAAGUUCCCAAAGAACAUGCUGAAGAUUUCAAAUCUGUCAAAACAUUUAAAUACUUUAAUACUAAUAAUUUAUGGAUUAAACUUGAAGCCAUCAAUAGAGUUUUAAGUCAAUCCAAACUUGACCUGGAAAUCAUCAUUAACAACAAAACAUUCGAAAAUGGCUUAAACAUUAUUCAGCUUGAAACUGCUGUAGGUGCAGCUAUGAAGUGUUUUAAUGGCAGCUGUGGCAUUCACGUACCACGCAGUCGCUUUUUACCCGUAAAGAAGACAUCCGACUUGAUGCUCGUUAUGAGUAAUUUGUACACAUUACGUAAUGGUUCCUUAGUCAUGUCUCCACGUCGUAUGUUUCCAACCACGCCAUUAGUCAAGCUUGGAGAUCAUCACUUUUCAAAAGUAAAGGAGUUCUUAGAAAGAUUUCCAACGAUUCCCGACAUUUUGGAACUGGACCAUUUAACAGUUUCUGGUGACGUGACAUUUGGAAAAAACGUGACUUUAAAAGGAACUGUGAUUAUUAUUGCCAAUCAAGGAGAAAGGAUAGAUCUCCCGUCGGGCACAAUUUUAGAAAACAAAAUAGUUUCUGGAAACUUGCGGAUUUUAAGUCAUUAACUUUAAUAUAUUCGAGAAUUUUCGUUUUACAGCAUUAGACAUUAAUAAGUGAGGUAAAACGAAUAAAAAUCACAUUGUUACAUAUAGACCAGGAGACUUAUUUCUGCGAUGAUAUUAUUUGUGAAUUUAGUUUUUAAAAAAUAAGCAAUGUUUAUAGUUUUUAAGGUUUUAUUAGCUUAUUUAAUUCAUAGAUAUUUUGGCAUGUCGUGAAUAUAUUGAGAUUCGUAAUCCGAUAAAAUUUGGAUCUCAAUUAAUGAUUUUUUUUGCGCAUUGCUUAUGCUCCGAAUAUUUCUUCCAUGUUAUUUUCCGAUAUUUUACUUUAAAUCACACUGAACAGCUGAUUUUUAUUUCUACAUUACAUAUGUGUUAAAAAUUUGUUGAUUUGUAAACAAAAAUGUGAAUAAUUCUUCGAACCUACUUUAAACUUCCGUGAGUAAGCGACAGUCAUUAUUAUUUAUGUUAUUAUAUUUUUUUUUAAUGAACUAGUUAUUUCGCUUACUUUUCUGUUAAUUUUAAUUCAAUUUUCUAUAAUCUUUAUCACCACGUGUAUGAGAAAAUAUAAAUACAUCGAUUUUGCGACCAAAGUGUUUAUGACAAAUGCUGUAAUGAUUGUAAUAUAUAUGCAGUUUCAAAUCAAUGGAGGAAGAAAACCUCAGUUUUUUUAUAUCAGAGAUUUACACUAUAUAGAAAUCUAAAUACUAUUUAAUUAUGCAAGAAAGGUGAUAUAUGUAAAUAUUGAAGGGAGUCUAUUAAUAUGCCAUAUGUGAGGUCCAAAUAUCAAUAAAAAUUAUGUAUAAAAAGUAAAACUAAGUGUUACAAAAUAUUUUUUUUUGUAAUUUUCUUAAGUUUUAACAUUGUCAUCUAAAUGGUAAAUGAAGAUAAAAAAUUAUAAUAAAUAUAGUAAGUCCAUAAUGUGUGUAUACAAAGUUUUUUAGUGCAACUAGAAACGAGUUUUUGGAAAAACUGGUUCAAAAACUGUUUACCUUAAUAACUUGGUGUCAUGGAUGAAAAUUGUGUUAUUAAGCUGAUGAAUUACCACUAGUUCUUCCAAUAUAGUUGUCCAAUAUAGUCCUAAUAAAUUGAUACAAUGUUAAUCAA